Alosa alosa (allis shad) is the source of this 491-nucleotide messenger RNA. It is a transcript of the gene atp5mf, whose product is annotated as ATP synthase membrane subunit f. The record is from RefSeq and is a predicted model, not a curated record. The transcript has 4 exons. Gene Ontology annotation, molecular function: proton-transporting ATP synthase activity, rotational mechanism. Gene Ontology annotation, biological process: proton motive force-driven mitochondrial ATP synthesis. NCBI's taxonomy places the organism in Eukaryota, Metazoa, Chordata, Actinopteri, Clupeiformes, Clupeidae. The coding region runs from base 83 to 352 and encodes 89 amino acids.
UCCUCCUUCCUCGUAUUUUCCGUCCCAUAAUGCCCCCACUCCAUUUUAUUCCCGACAUACACAGCGGUUUGAGCUGAGCAAGAUGGCGGACAAAGCAGUGGCCCUGGCUGAAAAGAGGCUUAUGGACGUCAAGCUUGGAGAGUUUUUCUCCUGGCUUGGCACCAGGGACUUCACUCCCAAUGGACUACUUGGUUCAGUUCGCAAAGGUCAGGAAAGAUACUACAAUAAAUACAUCAAUGUGAAGAAGGGUGGCAUUGGUGGUGUUGCUAUGCUACUGACUGGAUAUGUUGUGCUGAGCUACGUUUGGGAAUAUGAUCACCUCAAGCAUGACCGUUGGAGGAAGUACCACUGAACCGCCCACAUCAGGGACCACAAGGCUCUGAAGUGGCCAUGUCUGCAGCAGUGUCUUCAUGCAACCCCUUUCAGCUUUUCGUUGUCUGUACAAAAUGAUAAUUGUGACCAACAAUAAAACUAAAAUUAUUUGAAUACAA